Molecule: messenger RNA, 495 nt
Organism: Trichoderma citrinoviride
Lineage: Eukaryota; Fungi; Ascomycota; Sordariomycetes; Hypocreales; Hypocreaceae
Exons: 5
Coding region: 1-495 (164 amino acids)
Source: RefSeq, a predicted model, not a curated record
AUGGCGUUUUGGAAGUUCUUGCUGUCUAUUGUGUUGGCUGGAGUGUGCGGCAAACCCACUGCGGCGAAGGCGGCCAAGCCAGGUUUGCAGAGGAAGCCACAAAAGGCAAAUGCCGGGCUGCGUCUUUUGGAAAGGGCACACAACGGCGGUGAUGAGCUGCAUCUCAAUCUCCUGCCGUUGAAGCUACUGGAGAUGCGCAGACAGACACGGACGGACGGACAUGGGAAGUGCAGUGACGACCCUCUUCUUCCCAGGUCUCUUUUCUCCUCCCUGCGGCAGCUCGUGUGCGAAAUGCGUGCUAUGGCAAGGUUCCUGUACCGAUACCCAGCACUUGGCACGACGCGUGCUGGCCACAGCAGCCACUCCGGGGCGCCCUCGUGCUCGCACAGGGGACUUGGCGCAGGGCUGCUGCCCAGAAAGCCUCCGCUGCAGUGCCCGAUGUCGAUAUGCGCGUGCUUUUGGGCUAGCCCGGACACACAGGAGUCGAGCCUGUAG